This is a messenger RNA of Bactrocera dorsalis (oriental fruit fly), 1821 nucleotides long. RefSeq names its product methyltransferase-like protein 25B. The record is from RefSeq and is a predicted model, not a curated record. Lineage: Eukaryota; Metazoa; Arthropoda; Insecta; Diptera; Tephritidae. The coding region runs from base 228 to 1694 and encodes 488 amino acids. The transcript is spliced from 6 exons.
UUAAGAACAUGUGUAAUUUAAUAUUUGACAGAUGUCGCUUGCAGUCUGUCGCGCUCUAUGACGAGAAGCAGAGAAAAAUAUGUAAAUUUUCAACAAAAGGAUGUUUUCUACAAUAAGUAAAAGCUUAUUGGUGUAAAUAUAUACAUAUGUAUAAAAAAUAAUAUGUUUGCCCUCACCAACUGAAUAUAUGUAAAUAAUUUGCUUUUGCUGGCAUAUUAUUCGUGUGUAUGAAAAUACACGUGAGUUCAUCGAUAGGUAAUACAAUAUCAUUUCUGGGUACAUCCAUCCUAAUGGAAAGCACAUCCUUAGUUAGUCUGCGCUCUAAAUUGUGCAGUUGUUUGCAAAUACUACGACUUUAUGAUUGGCUUGUAAAUUCAUAUAUAUUGGAUUUUUACAUUGAUCAUCAUUGGAAUAAGUUGCCGGAAAGUUGGCGGCUACAUUUGGAACAGUUGCAUCCUGAAGAGUUAACUACUCUUUUAAAUUAUAACAAGUUAAGUAUGCAGAAGCAUGCUGUUUGGCCAUUGUCAUUAUUAGCUUUACGUCACUUAUUAUUACAAUUGAGUAUACCAAGAAAUCAAUCUACAAAUUCAAUCGAAUUGAGUGUAUCGCAGAGGCCUGUUCUUAGCGACAGAAAGCUUGGGCAUGCAUUUAAUAAAUGCGUUAAACCUAAGAAACGCCAUGAAAUACAGUUAAUGGCAUCCAUUUGUGAAUACAGCUGUCAAAUAUCGCCAGUUGAUUUUGUUGUGGAUUUCGGUGCUGGCUUAGGCCAUCUCGCUCGAGUACUUGGUUAUGGCUACGGCGUACAAGUUUCAUGCAUAGAAAUGCGUUCAGAACUUAAUGUACAAGCACGCUGUAUUGACACAAAAUUGGAAAGUGUUCUUCAAAAACAUUUACCACCAGCGAAUCUACCGUGUUUUAAACGACCAAAACAUGUAACAUUAUGCAUAACGCCAGACAUGCAACCACAUCAGUUUCUUCAUAUAAUUGCAGAAUCACAACAUAAGCCAAAUACAAAUUUUAAGUUUGGGAUAAUUGGUUUACAUCCCUGUGGUGAUUUAGCAGUUAUAUUAAUGCGUAUGUUCACAAAUAUUCCUCAGGCUCGUUUUCUUAAUUUUGCUAGUUGUUGUUAUAUGAAAUUAACUACGGCUGAAACACAAUCUAAUAUUAAACUACAAGGAUACCCUCUUAGCCAAUACUUAUUAAAACAACGGGAAUUCUCAUUUUUGAGUUAUGAAGCUCUUGAGAUAUCUUGUCAUGCUAUGGAAAUAUAUUGCGAUCGUCUGGCUUCAGGUGAUUAUGAAUAUUUAAAAGUGCAUUCUUUUCGAGCGGCCGCAGAGCGAAUUAUUAUUAACCAAUGGCCCAAUUUAAAACAUUGUGGGCUACGAAGUGUGAAGCAUGUUCCUGGUAUGGACUUCGAAGAUUAUUUCUACAAAGCGACUCAAGGAGUUGAGGCGUCCAAUUUGCCGCGUUCUGAUUUGCAAACUUCAACAACUAAAAACGAUUUACUUCAUUGGCGACGAAUUGUUAUUUUUUACACUCUCAGACUUAUGUUUGCACCGCUAAUAGAGAGUAUAAUACUAUAUGAUCGGGCUUUAUAUCUUCAAGAAAAUGAGUGUCAAGUAAAGAUUAACGCAGCUUUUGAUCCUCGCAUAUCCCCGCGGAAUCACAUAACUUGUUCCUUCAAACUCAAAUAAUAUUAUUAGAUGUUAUUUAAUAUUUUCCAAACAAGUUCCGCUACAGUAAGUUAUUGCCAUGCUGGAAAACGGAGAAAGCUUAAACCUUAUACAUGUAAUAAAUGAUAAAUUAAAUUCUGUCAAUUUA